CUAAGACACGAUGGACCCUCACUUUGACGUAAUCGAACGCAACAUGCUUCCCCACCCUCCAGCUCUUGUAUGGCGCGUCGGUCACAGUGGGAACCGAGAUGCCCUUGUACGCGCUCGCAUGGCAAACGCGUGUUUAGAAACGGACAACGAUUUCCAGCGUGCCAAGAGCCAGCAUGUCGACUGGUGCAACCGCGAUUGGACUCCGUUUCUAUCGGUCUUUUCGAGCAAGGUGCAAGCCGAGCUGUGGGGGAGACAACUGCUUGACAAAGGUGACGUGUGGAUCUAUCCAGUCGACACGAAUGGACUCGCUGUUUUCCCCACAAACACGGGUGAUCUCUUGAUCUUGGGUGAAAUCCCAAAAACCAACAUCGGUGAAGGAGAGCAAGUGCGAGAAGUCCUGGACGAUGAGUUGUGUAUUGAAGAUAUACCUGGUCAAGAAGGGCUGGUGCACAAUGAACGUACUGGUCUCAACUACGAAGUUGGUGAUGAAGCCGCCGAGGAAGAAGACGAAGACUGGGUCGACUUCGCCGAGUACCAGAUGGAUC
This is a messenger RNA of Phytophthora infestans T30-4, 545 nucleotides long. RefSeq lists its product as hypothetical. The record is from RefSeq and is a predicted model, not a curated record. NCBI's taxonomy places the organism in Eukaryota, Oomycota, Peronosporomycetes, Peronosporales, Peronosporaceae. The transcript has a single exon. The coding region runs from base 70 to 264 and encodes 64 amino acids.